Molecule: messenger RNA, 1266 nt
Organism: Colletotrichum karsti
Lineage: Eukaryota; Fungi; Ascomycota; Sordariomycetes; Glomerellales; Glomerellaceae
Product: MFS monosaccharide transporter
Exons: 3
Coding region: 1-1266 (421 amino acids)
Biological process (GO): transmembrane transport; carbohydrate transport
Cellular component (GO): membrane
Molecular function (GO): carbohydrate:proton symporter activity
Source: RefSeq, a predicted model, not a curated record
AUGACGAAGCGGACGGCAGGCCAUCGCGGCAACUCUGCCAGAUCGAUUUUCAUCGGGCUGGCAAUUAGUCUCGCAGGUUUCGUGUACGGUAUCGAUACCGGAAUCAUUGCCUCCACAAUUGCCCAGAAGACCUUCAAAUUAUACAUGUACGGAUCAUCACUGAAUAACGCCUCGGUGAGAGCUGGCAUCGUCUCUGGAUACUAUGCCGGUUAUGCCUUCGGAAGUGGAGGCUCAGCAUACUCUAUGGACAAGAUUUCUCGACGCUGGACUCUGCUUCUUGGCGCAACGGCUAGCGUUAUCGGAGCCAUCCUACAAACAGCCGCUAUGAACCCGGCCAUGAUGAUUGUCGGACUGGCCAUGAGAGAGCGAUACGAUGAAGCCAAGAAAGUCAUGUACACCCUCCACAAGCACCGUGGCUCAGAGGUCGUCGAGAACGAGUUCGCCGAGAUGUGCAGCCAAAUCCGCCUUGACGCCGAGAAGAAGAAGGGUGCCAUGACCAAUUUCCUCAAUCUUUUCACCCGCAAGUACAUUCGUCGUACUCUGUUGGCCUGCUUGACCGUCAACAUGAUGAAGCUCUCCGGAUCCAACAUCAUUCAGAAUUACCAGUCCAUCAUGUACAACUCUCUCGGAUACCAGGGCCAAACAGUCCUUCUCAUCGGCGGGUUGUACGGGUUCAUGGCUGUCAUCGGCCAGAUCAUCAACGUCUUCUUUGUUGCUGACCACUGGACUCGGCGUGUCACCGUUAUUUCCGGUAGCUACUGCCUCGCGAUUCUUCUCGCAGUCCUGACGGCGCUAUCGGAGCGAUUCCCGGAAGGCUCCAAUCCGGCCGGGUCUCGUGCAGGAGUUGCAUUUAUCUUCCUCUUCGCCUUCGCCUACUCAUUCUUCUUCAACAGUGUCAACUGGGUACUCGUCGCAGAAAUUUUCCCACUCGACCUUCGUGGUGUUGGUGUGGGCUUCUCAGUGUUUACCCAAUCUGUCACGGCGAUCUGGUUGUCAUACGCGGCGUCCAUCGCUUUCGACGUGAUCUCAUGGAAGUUCUACCUCGUUUUCAUUGCUUGCAACAUAUUCGCAGGUACGAUUUACUUUUUCUUCUUGCCCGAGACGCGGUUCUUGUCCCUGGAAGAAGUUGCGGCCAAAUUCGGAGAUGAGAUCUUCAACCCUCCAGCAAAGGACCUGGAACAAGAAAAUGAGUCGACAGAGAAUGAUCCUGCGAAGGUUGACAAGACAGGAGUCUCUUCAGACCAUGUCGAGGAGUCAAGGAAAUGA